Molecule: messenger RNA, 2468 nt
Organism: Centruroides sculpturatus (bark scorpion)
Lineage: Eukaryota; Metazoa; Arthropoda; Arachnida; Scorpiones; Buthidae
Gene: Arpc1
Product: actin-related protein 2/3 complex subunit 1A-like
Exons: 12
Coding region: 313-1425 (370 amino acids)
Biological process (GO): Arp2/3 complex-mediated actin nucleation
Cellular component (GO): actin cytoskeleton; Arp2/3 protein complex
Molecular function (GO): actin filament binding
Source: RefSeq, a predicted model, not a curated record
UUAAAAUCUCUGAUCGAAACACGCGGAUGUAAUGACGUCAUUGACGGUUCCGAAAUUUAGCGUAAAUUUUUAACUUUAUAUUCCGGAUAUUUUUUCUGUGCGAGAUCGCUCCCAUUCGUCAUUCGCGGAGGCGUAAAAUCUUUGGGAGAAGGUCCUUCUUUCGUCAUUUCCGCCAUUCGAGUGCGGGACAGGUGCGGUUCCGGUUUCUUCGGAGAAAAGUUCGUGUUGACUGACCAGAGUCCGCGAAUUUUUCUUCUAGAAAAGUAAUAGAAAUUCCAGUUGCAUAAAGAUAUUUUUGGCUAUAAAAUAAAAAUGGAGAUACAUAGUUUUGGUGUAGAUCCGAUAACGUGUCAUGCUUGGAAUCAGAAUAGAACUCAACUUGCUCUGUCUCCAAAUAGCAAUGAAGUUCAUAUCUAUCAACAGGAGAGUGAUAAAUGGUCAUGUAUUGAUGUCCUAACACAACAUGAUUUACGGGUAACAAGUAUUGAUUGGGCACCAAACACUAAUAGAAUUGUCACUUGUUCUGCAGAUCGAAAUGCUUAUGUUUGGACUCAGGUGAGUGGCAAAUGGAAGCCAAUGUUAGUACUUCUACGCAUUAAUCGUGCUGCCACAUGUGUUAGAUGGUCUCCAAAAGAAAACAAAUUUGCAGUUGGUAGUGGUGCUCGUCUUAUUUCUAUAUGUUAUUUUGAAGAAGAAAAUGAUUGGUGGCUCAGCAAGCAUAUUAAAAAGCCAAUUCGAUCAACAGUAACCAGUAUUGACUGGCAUCCAAAUAAUGUUCUUCUUGCUAGUGGAUCAACAGAUUUCAAAACAAGGAUAUUUUCUGCCUAUAUUAAAGAAGUAGAUAGCAAGCCAGAGGCAACACCAUGGGGAACCAAGAUGCCACUAGGAAACUUAAUGGCAGAAUUCUCCAAUGGUGGGGCUGGAUGGGUACAUAGUGUCAGUUUUUCCUCUGAUGGUAAUAAACUUGCAUGGGUUGGUCAUGAUAGCAGUAUUUCCGUUGUUGAUGCUAAUAAAGGAAUGGCAUUGACAACUGUUAAAACACAGUUCCUGCCAUAUCUGACAUGUGCCUGGGCUUCUCUAAAUAGCAUAAUUGUAGCUGGUCAUGAUUGUUGUCCCAUGGUCUUUCACUAUGAUGAUCGUGGUCAGCUGACGUUUGUAGAUAAAUUGGAUAAAUCUCAAAAAAGAGAAGUGGAUGGUUUUAGUGCCAUGCGGAAAUUUCGUGAUAUGGAUAAGCGUGCCAUUGUGGAAAACAGUACAGAUACUUUACUAGAUACUAUCCAUCAAAAUGCUAUCUCACAUAUGACCAUCCAUACAGGGACCAAAUCUGCUGUUAGUAAAUUUUGUACUUCAGGAAUGGAUGGUAAAAUGGUAAUCUGGGAUAUAAAGUCAUUAGAAAACUCUAUGUUGGGUUUAAGAAUUGUUUGAAGUCUUAAUGAAUUGCAGCAUCAUAACAAACUUUAUGGUCUACCUUCCCUUGGUGCUGUCACUGGAGAUUAGUGGAAGAUGCCAAAAAAAACUACUGGACAUCAUGUACAUUUGACUCAAAAUACAGACUUUUAUAUAUUAAAGAGGCGUAUAGAGUCUAUCUGCUUGAGACAGACAAUAUAAAAAUUAUGAACAUUCCUCUGUUGGAAAAAUCAAAGACAGAAAACAGCAAAAUGGCCAGGUUUGUACAUCACAGACAAGUGUAAUUGAUCUUUCAAAGGCAUGUUAUAUUCUGUUUUGCUAAAAAUCUAAUGGAGUUUCUUUACCGGCUCGUGCCUUUGCUGUGAUCUUAAACAUAGCGGAUUCAUGCACAACUAAGUUGUUCGUUUAUGUACUUUACGAUUUAAAUUUUGUUUUUGGAAAUUUUCAGUAUUUAAUUGGCUAGAUUGUUUCUGUUUAGUUUAUAAUCUAUAGGGAAUGUUCAAAUGAAUGAAAAUGUUGGUAUUUAUGUAAAAUUUAGGUUGCUUUUAUAAUUUAAAAAAAUAUCUAAUUUCUCGUUGUUAAAUGAAUCUACUAAUUGAACUUUAUCUGAUGCUUAUUGAUCAUGUUUAAUGGAUAUGUAAAGUAAGGAUGACAAUUGAUUUUUCAGGAUUUGAUAUAUAAGUAACUAUACUGUGUUCAGAUGACAGCAUAAAUUUUCAAGCCAUUGCCAAAUAUAUUCAAAACUCAAUUUUCAAGUGCUGUAUUAAAAAAAUUGAGAGUAAUUGUUUUCAUAUACAAAAUGACAAUUUGAAAACAAUUCUCGUAAAUUAAAAAUUCAUCUUUAAAACAGUUAAUUUAUCACGUAACUUUAAUUGCCUGAAAUUGAUUUACAUUUGUUUUGACAAUCGACCAAUGGCCAAAUGGGCAAAAGUUACUGGUAUGAUAUAUUUGCUUCCAUUUAUAUUAUAUUGUUCAGAUGAAAGAAUUGUUGAUGUGUUGAAUUACAAAUGAUAGUUUUCAUCAACUUGUAAGAUAUGAUGAAAAAUAAAGGGUUAACAGUU